Molecule: messenger RNA, 834 nt
Organism: Folsomia candida
Lineage: Eukaryota; Metazoa; Arthropoda; Collembola; Entomobryomorpha; Isotomidae
Product: piggyBac transposable element-derived protein 4-like
Exons: 3
Coding region: 1-834 (277 amino acids)
Source: RefSeq, a predicted model, not a curated record
AUGCAUAGCAAGCAUUAUAUUUUACAGCAAGAGUCCCCAAUCUCAAGAAUUCGGCGACGCACAACAUCGCGGUCACAAGUCGUCCCAACUCCAGUGGUUAUCCAUUCCACGAUAAAUUCGACGUGGGGAGAUGGAACCAAUUUCCACCCUAGACCAACGCAGUUUGUGCCCCCACUAGGAAGGUUUCAUCGAUCAUUCAAUGCUGACUCAGAUUCUACACCAUUUCAACUGCUUCGAAUGUUUAUCGACGACGACAUGGUGGAUACAAUUUGUCUCGAAUCGAACGAUUAUACGCCCGUCAUCAAAGCCAAAUUCCCAAAAGCAUUGAAGAGGUGGACACCACUAAGCCGUCAGGAGUUUUGGAAAUUCAUGGGUCUAUCAACACUGAUGGGAAUUGUGAAAAAAGGAGAUGUGAAGGAUUAUUGGAGCACGGAUGAACUAAUAUCAACCCCAAUUUUUGGUAAAACCAUGAGCAGAGAUCGUUUCACAGAUAUAAUGAGGGCACUUCACUUCCAAAACGAUGGAAAUAUACCCACGGGAAAUAUUGAUCGAUUUAUCAAGCUCGGCUCGUUCUUCCCAUCGUUGAUGUCGAAGUUCAAAAAUUUUGUGAUUCCGGGGGAAUAUCUCUACAUAGAUGAGAGUUUGAUGCCGUUCAAGGGACGACUGAGUUUCAAACAGUACGUACCCUCCAAGAGGGCAAGAUUCGGCGUCAAGUUCUACAUCUUGGUGGAUUGUGCAACAAAGGCAGUCCUAGCUCUGCUUCCAUAUCAGGGCAAAAAAACAAUAUUUGCUGCACCGAAGGAUAUCUUUGGAGUAGGUGAAAAGGCGAUGUGA